AAGUUCCGGAGAACCGCAGCACGCAGAAGCGACGCUUAGGCUAGCGCCAGCGCGCCGUAAAUGCGCAGGCGCGCCAGCCGUUUUCCUUUCUGCUCUUCCUUCUCCUGGUCUCCAGACGUCAGCGGCCGUUGGGUCCUAUGUCGCGCCGGGCCCUCCGGAGGCUGAGGGGGGAACAGCGCGGCCAGGAGCCCCUCGGGCCCGGUGCCCUGCAGUUUGCCCUCCAUGAUGACGAUGAUGCGGAAGAAGAAGGCCCAAAGCGGGAUACAGGCGGCCGGCGCCCCAGGGGCGCAGGGAAGGAAGGCGUCUGCAUCAACAAUCGGUUCGAGCUGAUAAACAUUGAGGACCUUGAGGAGGGACCAGUCGUGAAUGGGGAGAGAGCCGACCGUCUGCUUACAGACACUGUGGUGUCAGGGGACAGGAGGCGGUCCCAGAGCGGAGGCGCAGACACCAAGAAAGCUGGAGACGUGGCUGACGCGGCAGCGCCCCCAGAGCAGUCAACUAUAAGUGGGAAACUCCGAAAGAAGAAAAAGAAACAGAAGAAUAAGAAAAACACUACAGGAGAAAUUUUGGAAAACGGGCUGGAAGACAUCGACCGCAUCUUGGAGAGGAUUGAGGACGGCAGCGGCUCAAGCCGCCCCGGCCCGCCCCCCCUGAGCGCCAAGAGGCACGUCCUGUAUGUGGAGCACAGACACUUGAAUCCAGACACAGAACUGAAAAGGUAUUUUGGUGCUCGAGCCGUGCUGGGGGAACAGAGGCCGAGGCAGCGGCAGCGUGUGUACCCCAAGUGUACGUGGUUGACGACCCCCAAGAGCAGCUGGCCGCGGUACACCAAACCAGGCCUGUCGAUGCGGCUGCUGGAGUCCAGGAAUGGCCUCUCCUUCUUUGCGUUUGAACACAGUGAGGAGUACCAGCAGACGCAGCACAAGUUCCUGGCCGCCGUGGAGUCCAUGGAGCCCAACAACAUCGUGGUUCUGCUCCAGACCAGCCCGUACCACGUUGACUCGCUCCUGCAGCUCAGCGACGCCUGCCGCUUUCAGGAGGACCAGGAGAUGGCCCGGGACCUCGUAGAGAGAGCGCUGUACAGCAUGGAGUGUGCCUUCCACCCCCUGUUCAGUCUCACCAGUGGGACCUGCCGGCUGGAUUACCGCAGACCUGAGAACAGGAGCUUCUACCUGGCCCUCUACAAGCAGAUGAGCUUCCUGGAGAAGCGUGGCUGCCCCCGCACGGCGCUGGAGUUCUGCAAGCUCAUCCUGAGCCUGGAGCCGGACGAGGACCCUCUGUGCAUGCUGCUGCUCAUUGACCACCUGGCCUUGCGUGCGCGCAACCACGACUACCUGAUCCGCCUCUUCCAGGAGUGGGAGGCUCAUCGAAAUCUGUCUCAGCUCCCAAACUUUGCCUUCUCUGUGCCAUUGGCCUAUUUUCUGCUGAGUCAGCAAGCAGACCUCCCCGAGCAGGAGCUCAGCUCUGCGAGGGAGCAGGCCUCUCUCCUGAUCCGACAGGCACUGAUCAUGUUCCCUGGAGCCCUCCUGCCUCUGCUGGAGUACUGCAGCGUGCGGCCAGACGCCACUGUCGCCACUCACAGCUUUUUUGGCCCAGACGCGGAGAUAAGCCAGCCCCCCGCCCUGAGCCAGCUGGUGAGCCUGUACCUCGGGAGAUCGCACUUCCUCUGGAAGGAGCCGGCCACCAUGAGCUGGCUGGAGGAGAACGUCCACGAGGUUCUGCAGGUGGUGGAGUCCGGGGACCCUGCGGUGGGCGCCUGUGAGAGCAGGCGGAAGGUCCUCUACCAGCGUGCGCCCAGAAAUAUCCACCGCCACGUAGUCCUGUCUGAGGUGAAGGAAGCCGUUGCCGCCCUCCCCCCGGACGUGACCACGCAGUCUGUGAUGGGCUUUGACCCCCUACCUCCUUUGGACACCAUCUACUCCUACGUCAGACCAGAGAGGCUGAGUCCUGUCAGCCACGGAAACACAAUUGCCCUCUUCUUCCGGUCCUUGCUGCCCAAUUACAGCAUGGAGGGGGAGAGGCUGGACGAUGGAGGGGCUGGGGGUCUGAACCACAACCAAGGCUUGAAUAGGCUGAUGCUGGCUGUGCGAGACAUGAUGGCCAACUUCCACGUCCACGACGCAGAGGUGGCCCGUGAGGACAGCCCUGAGGGGGACGGGGAGUGGGACUGAGCCCGCGUAGAUGCCGCGCCCAGCGCUGUACAAGUAUGUUCCUGAUUGCUGUUCUGGUCGGAGUAGGCCAGGUCCUUGGAGUAGAAAUGCUGAUGUGCUCUCCGCCUGCCUCCUCUGUGUCUCCUAUAAAUGUGAAUGGGUUACGCUGUG
Suricata suricatta (meerkat) is the source of this 2321-nucleotide messenger RNA. RefSeq names its product transcription factor 25 (gene TCF25). The transcript is spliced from 18 exons. The record is from RefSeq and is a predicted model, not a curated record. Bases 138 to 2171 code for a protein of 677 amino acids. Gene Ontology annotation, cellular component: RQC complex. Lineage: Eukaryota; Metazoa; Chordata; Mammalia; Carnivora; Herpestidae.